AUGGACUCACUCGACGAACCUAUUCAUGUCAUUAUCCGGCUCCCUUACCCGCGACCUGAGGGCUUUGUCGACUCGCAGCCUGUAAGAAGGAGCAACAAUCUUUCUGAUGACAUUCGCGUCUGGGAGAAUGGAAGGAAACUCGACUACGAUAGAUCCUCGACGGUGUCAUCAGUCUCGACGCCGUAUUCACAAAGUAACAGCGCAUCGCAGAUUUUCGAGGAAACAUCAUUCUUCAACCAGCUCUCGUCGAACGAUUCUCUUUCACGAGAACAACAUCAACAACAGCUGCGUGCGGAUCAAUUGAAUCGGGAAGGCGAAUAUCAGUCGUCCUCGCUCUUUGGGCAGAAUCAAAGUAGAUAUGGCCUCGGGUUCAUUGACAACAACCCGACGUCAUCUCUGAACUACCAUCAUUCAGAACGUGGCAUCAAUCGCGACGAUGAUGACGAUACUGACGGAGAUCACACGGACAAGGAUGAUGAUGGGUCAAGUCAGGAUGAAUCUGGACCAUUGAGAGAACAGAUCAAGCAACUUCAAUUGGAGGAUGUGCUGGCGUUCUUGCCUGUUGGUGGGGCAUCUGCCUCGGGGAUGCUGCAGAGGCCAGCCGAUGAUGAGUACCAGAGGAGAACCGCCUCAGGAGACAAAAUGCCGUUUCAGCUGGAUGACGAGUUGGCGAAUCUGGGAACCAAGUCUCUUGAGGAGAUAUUGGGGCACGAUGGUGGAGAUGAGGAUGAUGGAGAUAGAGUAAAAGGCAUUCGGUUCAAGGACACUAUGGCGCCCAGUGACUCGCCGGCGAAGAUCAGGAUAAGCCCGGAGCGCUCAGGACCCAAUUCUCAAAAGUCAAGCGCCCACAACUCUGUCGGUUCAUCAUUCAGUGAUCUAUCGGAUUCUUCUGUUACCCAAUCGGCCAUGGAAGAUGCUUACUUGUCGGGAUACAACAACUCAAAGAUGCUCUCACUGCAUCAGACCAUGAGCAACAACAAUACUCCAUUCACUUUCCACAGCCACUUUGACUCGCUCUCAUUACAGAAUCAGUUGCCAGCAUCUGCAAGCGUCUUCCAGGGCAAUAGCCAAUACGGCGCGGGAACAGAGUCUGGAGGAGGAGGAGGAGGGUCGCGCAAACGUAAGAGCUCUUAUGAGGAUAUCUCUCCCCUGGUCAUGAAGACCCGUUCAGGGAUUGGUCUCGAGGAGGAAAUUGUCUAUGAUCGCACGGUGACUAUGAUGAUGGCAGGACAGAGGCGGAUACUGGAGGAACAAAGGCAACGGGAACAUCAGCUGGCCUUGCAGCAGCAGCAACACCUUCAACAACAACAACAGCAGCAGCAACAACAGCAGCAACCCCUUCAACUUCAUCAGCAACAGCAACAAUUAUCAUCACAAAGAGGCAGCGCAGCGGACGCACUCCGUCGUCUCUUUAUGGUCGGGAAGAAUCAACCUCAGGAACAACAACCACAACAUACACAGCCUCAGAUUCAACCUGAAGCGUCACAGCUGUCGUUUGCAAACUGUGCGGGCGAGAUCAAUGGGUGUGAGGUGAACAGGAUUCCCGGGAUGCGGGAUCGAUACCAGGCAAUGAUCCGACCCUGUACGUUCUGUGGUCGACCCGAGUGCCAGUUCUGUGCAGUGAAUUGCGCUUCCUGCGAGGAGAUGUCAUGCCGUGCCUGCAGUGUCCUCAGCUACGAGAAGUCUGAUGUGGAGUUCUUUUGCCCAAACUGUCGCGAAUAG
Linnemannia hyalina is the source of this 1722-nucleotide messenger RNA. NCBI's taxonomy places the organism in Eukaryota, Fungi, Mortierellomycota, Mortierellomycetes, Mortierellales, Mortierellaceae. The record is from the annotation of a GenBank genome assembly.